AUGAGCGUUCAGGGCUGGGCUGCCAACGCAGGACCCGCCUUCAGGGCAGCCGACAACAUGGAGCUCAGCACCAAGCGCGUCACCGGCGUUGUCAGCAUGGUGUGCUCAUCUGAGCAGAUUGUCAUGAUCAACCCCUCAGACACCAACCAGCAGGUGCAGCUGGCGCCCUCUGCGCAGGUGCUGCUGGAGGAGGAGGGCCCCGAGUCUUUCCACGCCAAGUUUGGUUCCCACUUUGUGUGCGGCUACACCAAGGGCGGGCAGUUUCUGGGCAGCUUCACGGUGGAGUUCUCCAGCACCGAGGCUGCGCGCCUGCACAUCGGCGACAUGCAGGCCGGAUUCAAAGCCGCGUUUGCAAGCGCCGAGGCCAAGGAGGAGUUGGUUAGCAAGGUCGACUCCACCCAGACAGUCACCAGCUUCGGCGCCGAGUACUCCUGCACAGGCUGGUCACCCAACUACCCGCCAAAGCUAGCCUGCAGCCUGGGCGACCUCAUCGAGGGCUGCGGCAAGUUUGACUACACCCAAGCCGGCAAGCUGGAGGCAGUCCUGCGGCGCUAUGAGGAUAUCGACGCAUACCGCGCCGCGCGGGCGGCCUACUACGCCGCCAGGGGGCAGCCUGAUACCUGGGUCGGCCCCAUGAAGGACGCAAACUACGGCGCCAUCAUCGCGGCCCUCAGCGCCGAAUUUUCCAAGAAUGACUACCUCUGCAGGCUGCUGAGGGACGAGGCUGACCCCUCUUUGGCCGCCAUCCGCGACAGGGCAGAAACAGCCCGCAAGCUGUUCAAGCGCAGGCUCGUCCUGGACGGCGUGCAGGAGGUGCGCCGCAACCUCAGGGGCCUGGAGGCCUACCUCAUCACCUACCAGCAGGACGACGCCGCCGCGGUGCGCCCCGAAGACGAGGGCGCCUGGCGCCUGGGCCGGGCCCUGGUGUGUGAGCUGUGGGGGGCUGCCCAGGAGCUGGAGGCGGCCCUGGAGGCGGCGCUGCCGCCGCUGGGCACCCCUGCACCGCGGAUUCCCAAGAAGAUCAGCAAUGGCUGGGCGAUCGACACCAGCGACGGGCACCUGCGCAUCCUGCACAACGGGGAGCAGAAGCUCGUCCUGCACAACGAGGAGGACGGCAGCGGCGUGUGGACCAAGGAGAUGGGCUGGCUGCGCGAUAGGCUGUUCAAGGACGGGGACCCCGUCACCAUCCGCUGUGAGCGCUGGGGCAACCGCCUGCAGGCCACAGACGACUACAAGGUGGACGGCUACCACAAAUUGCCGCGGCCGGCGACGUGGAGUAACGCCAACAGGGGCGAGUGGGAGCGGCUGGUGGUGGAGAGGCUAUAG
This is a messenger RNA of Monoraphidium neglectum, 1326 nucleotides long. RefSeq lists its product as hypothetical. The transcript has 6 exons. NCBI's taxonomy places the organism in Eukaryota, Viridiplantae, Chlorophyta, Chlorophyceae, Sphaeropleales, Selenastraceae. The record is from RefSeq and is a predicted model, not a curated record. The coding region runs from base 1 to 1326 and encodes 441 amino acids.